Messenger RNA from Camelina sativa (false flax), 813 nucleotides. NCBI's taxonomy places the organism in Eukaryota, Viridiplantae, Streptophyta, Magnoliopsida, Brassicales, Brassicaceae. The record is from RefSeq and is a predicted model, not a curated record.
AUGGAUGUCCAUAAUGCUUUUCUCCAUGGUGAUCUCGAGGAGGAAGUGUACAUGAGACUAUCACCAGGUUUUAAAUGUUCUGACCCUUCCAAGUAUGUCGUCUCCGUCAAUCCUUGUAUGGUCUCAAACAAGCCCAUAGAUGAUGAUUACUCAUUGUUCACCUACCGAAGUGGUGAUAAGAUUAUCCAUAUUCUCGUCUAUGUAGAUGAUUUCAUUUUUGCUGGGAAUGAUCUUGCUGCUCUCAAUAGUUUUGAAGCUCAGCUUCACCAAUGUUUUCACAUGAAAGAUCUUGGUAAGUUGAAAUAUUUUUUGGGUAUUGAAGUCUCUCGCGGUCCUGAUGGUAUUUGUCUCUCUCAACGAAAGUAUGCGUUGGACAUCAUUAACGAAGCUGGAUUGCUCGGUUGUCAGCCAUCUGCUGUUCCCAUUGAACUUAACCAUCAUUUAGCUUCUGAUAAGGGCCUGAUGCAUGAUCUCGCACAAUAUAGACGUCUUUUUGGACGUUUUAUCUACCUCACUAUCACUAGACCUGAUUUGUGUUAUGUUGUUCAUAUUCUUUCCCAGUUUAUGAAAUCUCUGCGUGCAGCUCACUGGGAUGCUGCUCUUCGCCUUGUUCGCUAUCUUAAAGGCUCUCCUGCGCAGGGUAUCUUACUUCGCUCCGACAGUGCGAUUGUUGUUUCUGCUUACUGUGACUCUGGUUACAACGCCUGUCCGCUCACGCGUCGCUCUCUCUCUGCUUAUGUUACCGAUUUGGGGGACUCUCUGAUCCCGUGGAAGACAAAGAAGCAAGACACUGUUUCAUCUUCUUCAGCUUAA